AUGGGCAAGUACAUCCAUAGUGACAACAUUGUGGUGGAAGACAAUUGUAGUGAUGUCAUUCAGAGGAUCCUUCCACCAAAAUACAAGGAUCCAGGGACUGUCACUAUUCCAUGCUCUAUUGGUGUUGUGUCAGUUGGAAAGGCGCUUAUUGAAUUAGGGGCUAGCAUAAAUUUAAUGCCCCUAUCCAUGUGCAGAAAGAUAGGAAAUCUGGAGAUCCUACCAACUAGAAUGACACUGCAGUUAGCGGAUCGUUCAAUCACAAGGCCAUAUGGUGUAGUGGAAGAUGUAUUGGUCAAUGUGCGUCACUUCACAUUCCCUGCUGAUUUUGUGGUCAUGGACAUAGAAGAAGAUGCUGAGAUUCCACUGAUCUUAGGUCGUCCAUUCAUGUUGACAGCCAAAUGCAUGGUUGAUAUGGGAAAGGGUAACCUUGAAAUGAGUGUUGAUGAUCAGAAGGUUACUUUUAAUUUGUUUGACACAAUGAAGCAUCCAAGUGACCAUAAAGCAUGUUUUAAGGUGGAGAAGGUUGAACAGGAGGUGGACACGAUGGCUAGAGCUAUGGUAUUGCAAUCCCCAUUAGAAAAAGCACUGACCAAUGCCAUGGAUUGUCUGACAAAAGAGGAAGAGAAAGAAUUGCAUAACUACCUAGAAGAGUUAGAAGGAUUGGAGGGAAGUUCUUCAGAAAAAGUUGUGUUUGAAGAAUUGAAGAAGGACGUUCCUACAGAGAAGGCUAAAAUGGACCUAAAGACUCUACCAGAGCAUCUGAAAUAUGUGUUCUUGGGAGAGAAUGAAGCAAAUCCAGUGAUUAUCAGCAACUCUUUGACGGAUAAUGAGGAGUCUCGACUAGUGGAGGUUUUGAAGAAGCACAAGGCAGCUAUUGGAUGGCACAUUUAUGACCUUAAGGGAAUUAGCCCUUCCUAUUGCAUGCAUAAAAUUAACAUGGAAACCGAGUACAAGCCUGUGAGACAGGCGCAAAGAAGAUUGAAUCCUUCUAUGAAGUAG
Glycine soja is the source of this 999-nucleotide messenger RNA. RefSeq lists its product as uncharacterized. NCBI's taxonomy places the organism in Eukaryota, Viridiplantae, Streptophyta, Magnoliopsida, Fabales, Fabaceae. The record is from RefSeq and is a predicted model, not a curated record. Bases 1 to 999 code for a protein of 332 amino acids. The transcript has a single exon.